Molecule: messenger RNA, 1959 nt
Organism: Haliotis rubra (blacklip abalone)
Lineage: Eukaryota; Metazoa; Mollusca; Gastropoda; Lepetellida; Haliotidae
Product: serine/threonine-protein phosphatase 6 regulatory ankyrin repeat subunit B-like
Exons: 5
Coding region: 7-1317 (436 amino acids)
Biological process (GO): intracellular signal transduction
Molecular function (GO): protein binding
Source: RefSeq, a predicted model, not a curated record
GUCAACAUGGCGAAUUUCAGAUGGAAAAAGAGUGCGGAAGCGCUGGAAAAAGAGAUCGAACAGGACAAAAAGCUGAUCGAUUCGGUUAAAGCCGGCGAUGAAAAAUCUGUAACGGAUCUGCUGAAUGAGGGUGCAUCGCCGGAUGCCACGGAAUACAACAGGAGCUUGUUCUAUGCAUCAAAGAAUUAUCUAACCCCUCUUCAGUUGUCUGUGAAGUUGAACUUCCCUAAAGUUGUGGCAACUUUAAUUGAUCACUCUGCGGAUGUCAAUGCCAAAGAUCGCUUUGAUGUGACAGCUGUGCACAUGGCUGCUGAGAAGGGUCACCUGGAAUGUCUUCAACAUUUACUGGAGGGUGGAGCAGAUUGCAAUGUCAGCACAAAAUACUCGAAAUAUGGAUCCUACACUGCCACACCUCAUCCUGGUGGGACGACGGCUCUCCACCUCGCCGCCACUAACAACCACGUCAAGUGUACAGUGGAACUCAUCUGGUACGGUGCAGACUACAAUGCUGUGGACGAGUACGGCCGCACCAGUUUGUACAUCGCUGCACAGAACGGCUUCACAGAGUGUGUGCAUCAACAUCUGAACAAUGCAAUACGCAUGGACAUCCUGUCUAUACCAGUCAAAGACACAAAUGAAACACCCCUCCAUGAGUGUGUCCGCCAUGGUUUGUCUUCGUGCGUUGCCUCCCUCCUGGAACAUGGCUCAGACGUCAACCAUCGCAACGACGCUGGAAUGAGUGCCCUCCACCUUGCAGUUGUCUCAGGGGAAAAAUACUCCAAAAGAAUUCUCCGAGAUCUGACGACAAAGGGAUAUAACACAGACGUGAAUCUGGCAGACAAGCAAGGAAGCAGUCCCCUCCAUUAUGUGUGCUUCAACGAUCACUCCAAUCAGGAACGGCGACCAGAUGCUGCGGCAUUCCUCAUCGCCUACGGUGCAGACUUCCACAUCAAGAACAAAGCUGGUGACAGCCUCCUACAGCAAGAACUUCGAAACCAGAAGGCAGAGCGAGCGAUUCUGGAUUCCAUAGUAAACUGUUCCUUGAAACUGCCAAGUCUUGAACUCCUGUGUCCGACAAUGUGUGCCAGCAACCCAUCCCAGCAGGGGUAUAACAGGAAUGAAAAUGCAUCCCCAUCAGGAGUGUCGAAAUACGAAUGGUACCGUUCAUUUUGUCGUGAUCCGAGAACACUUCAACACUGUUGUCGGUAUGUAAUACGACAAACACUUGGAGGUCAGAGGUUACGGAAAGUCCCAACACUGCCUUUACCGACCACGCUGAAAGAGUACCUCUUGCUAGACGUCGAGACCUUCUCAUGAAGGUGUGUGAAUCGCCAGAAGGCUAAUGGAGAAAAUGUUGGCACGACUUUGAACUCAAGAAUAAUUUCCAAUUUGGUGACUGAAAAACAGUUUAGUUCAGCCUUUGCAACGAUCAGAUAUGAACUUAGACCAAUUAUGAUUGAGGAUGGACCAUGGUGCAUUGCAAUGAUGACCAUGGUGCAUUGCAAACUGCAGUCUUCAAAUAUAAUCAGGUCAUUGCCAAGGUUACCGAUUACUGCAGAUUAUGAAAUUAAGGUAUUCCCAAAUUAAUGUGGCGUUCGGUGAUUGGCCUGAUGAUUGACGAUGAAGUGCGGGUAGCUCUACCCCAUGACAUACCAAACUCGAAACACUGAAUUGUUUGUCAGGUAUAAGCAGCUGAGUGAAUAUUCAUGUUUAAAAUGAGGGUGAUGCGAGUUUUGCUUGUAAUUAUCACAGAGUAUUUGACAGGAUACCAAGAAAAAAGACGCUGUCAUAAAGGCUUGAUCAACUUGUGUAAACAAAGACCAGUAGCACUGUACCAAGGAAAAAGGUGCAAUGGUAAUAUUUUUUUCCAGUGUGUUCAGUGAGCCUGACAGUACAGGGCCUCCUUUCACAAAGCACUAAGGUGAUCGUAAGUCUCUAAGGUAACCUUAGUGCUAUGUU